This is a messenger RNA of Diaporthe citri, 1716 nucleotides long. RefSeq lists its product as uncharacterized. The transcript is spliced from 7 exons. Gene Ontology annotation, molecular function: transmembrane transporter activity. Gene Ontology annotation, biological process: transmembrane transport. Lineage: Eukaryota; Fungi; Ascomycota; Sordariomycetes; Diaporthales; Diaporthaceae. The record is from RefSeq and is a predicted model, not a curated record. Bases 1 to 1716 code for a protein of 571 amino acids.
AUGAACGGGAACUCAUCGAGCAUGCCGACCUCGCCCAUGACCCCGCCGAGGUUCCCGCCGAGGGCACGAUGGUCAGGCAUGUCCGCCGACGGGAUAUCGAUUAACAGCCUGAGGCGCUUCACCACCUUCGUGGAGCGGUCAUUCAGCCUCGAGGAUGAAAAGGCGGACUGGGGCAAGGAAUGGCGGGAGAUCCUGGCGGCCAACGCGGCGUCGCAGCGGGCGAGCGAAGCACGAUGGCGGUCGCAGUCGCAGGAAGGGCUAUGGUCGCCGUCACAAUCAGAACCUCCACGAUUCGCCGAGAAGUCGGAGAAGAGGCCGGAGGAUUUCAUCGUCGACUGGGACUCGGACUUAGACCCAGAGAAUCCCGCCAACUGGUCGUGGACCAAGAUUUGGAUACACAUGGGCCUCGUCAGUGGGAUCCUCUUCAUCGGGUCGCUUGCGACGGCGAUAUUCUCGCCAGGGGUGCCGGAGCUCCUAAGCGAGUUCCACAACACGAGCAAGCUGCUCGGGGUCAUGGCCGUCUCCAUCUACGCGCUGGGGUGGGGGGUCGCUCCACUCGUCCUCGGCCCGCUCUCAGAGGUCUUCGGCCGCCUCGGCGUCUACCACGCCACCAACAUCGUCUUCGCCAUCUCGACCCUGGCCUCGGCAAGGUCCCCGAACCUGAUGGCGUUUAUUAUCCUCCGCUUCGUCGCGGGCUGUGCCGCCUCGGCCCCAAACAGCGUCGGCGCCGGCACCAUGGCUGAUAUCGUGCCGCUGCAGUUCCGCGGUAAGGUCAUGUCCGUGGCCGUCGUCGCACCUCUCCUGGGACUCGCCGUCGGUCCCAUGAUUGGCGGGCCCCUGGUCGAUGCAUACGGAUGGAGGUCAACAGUUUACUUCACUGCUGCUGCUGGAGGGAUCCUCACCGUUGCCUCUCUGCUCCUGCUGCGGGAGACAAACCCAAAGGUCAUCCUGGGGCGCAUAGCACAUGACAUGCGCAAGAUAACCAAAGACAAGAGGUACAUCUCCAAACUUGCAGAUGCGAACACAGUGCCUCUUUACAAAAUGGUAGCGCGGGCGCUGCGCAGGCCACUGUUGCUGCUUUUCACCAACCCAGUCGUCUCCUUGCUGUCGAUGUACCUAGCAAUGGUCUCAGGAUACAUCUUUAUAUUCCUAGCAACCCUCCCAACCGUCUUCAAGGAGAAGUACGCCUUCUCCACCAGCGCGGUGGGGCUGGUCUACACAGGCCUCAUGGCCGGCUUCGCAGCCGGCGUCGCCCUCAGCGCGACCGUCAUGGACAACGUUGCCAUGCGGCUGUCCGACAAGAGCGGCCACAGGCCCGAGAACCGCCUCGUGCCCAUCGUCUACGCGAGCCCGCUCAUCCCGGCGGGGCUGCUGCUCUAUGGCUGGUCCCUGCAGGCCGGGCUGCACUUCGCCGUGCCCAUCGUGGGCAGUGCACUCGUCGGUGCCGGCAUGGUGCUCACGCUGCUACCUCUCAACACCUACCUCGUGGACGCCUUCACGGCCGUCGCCUCGUCCGCCAUCGCCGCGUCGACGCUGCUGCGCUAUGUCCUGGGUGCUUUCCUGCCGCUCGUCGGCACCUCGCUCAAUGAUAGCCUGGGGCUGGGCUUGGCGAACACGCUGCUGGCCGGUAUAUCAUGUGUGCUUAUCCCUGCUCCUUUGCUCUUCAUCAGGCAGCUGGUCGACGCAAAGCUUCACAUUGACAAUGGUGAGGAGUAG